Xenopus tropicalis (tropical clawed frog) is the source of this 30188-nucleotide messenger RNA. RefSeq names its product obscurin, cytoskeletal calmodulin and titin-interacting RhoGEF (gene obscn). Bases 348 to 30026 code for a protein of 9892 amino acids. Gene Ontology annotation, biological process: positive regulation of striated muscle contraction; heart morphogenesis; regulation of intracellular signal transduction. Gene Ontology annotation, molecular function: nucleotide binding; protein kinase activity; protein serine/threonine kinase activity. Gene Ontology annotation, cellular component: nucleus; sarcolemma; M band. The transcript is spliced from 122 exons. Lineage: Eukaryota; Metazoa; Chordata; Amphibia; Anura; Pipidae. The record is from RefSeq and is a predicted model, not a curated record.
CAGGAAGACACCGGCCCACCUCCCACCCAUGCAGGCUCCCAUCAGCAGGGCUGGCACAGCAGUAUCCUUCAUCUGACUUUCUUUCCCUCUGGGGCUGGAGAGGAACACAAGGAGAUUGCGGGAGGGGGGAUCAGUCUAAAACUACAAGCGUCCUCUCCCUGCACCCCCAAACCUGGAGCAAACCAAGUGGGUCUGUACAAAAUCCUGGAUCUACUGCGCUUUCUGGGAAACAUUGAGAUUUAUCUGAAUAUCUAAGGCUCCCCAUGUACGGAGGGGCCCGGACGCAGCUGUUCCACAGGCAAACAGAAGGCUGAAAACUUCUCAACAACAAAAGAGAGAAUCCCAAAAUGGAUUACAGUUCGUUUAGCGGGGUGCCACGGUUCCUCACCAGGCCCAAGGCCUUUAUGAUGUCUGUGGGGAAAGAUUCCACCCUGAGCUGCCAGAUUAUGGGAAACCCAAAUCCCGCCGUCACGUGGGAGAAGGAUAAACUCCCAAUCAAAUCCGAAGGUCGGUUCAAAAUGAUAGAAGAUGGCAACCUGUAUCGACUCACUAUUUACGACCUGCGGUUUGAAGACAGUGGCCAGUACAUCUGUAGGGCGAUCAACACCAUUGGUGAAGCCUUUGCAGCCGUGACCAUCAAAGUAGGGGAUGAAAAGGAAGGCACAGUGGCAGAAUGCUCACCUUUCUUUAUUUUGAAACCAAUCACCUCAAAGAUUAACCUAGGAGAAGAUGCCACAUUUCAGUGCAGGGUCCAAGGCUAUCCCACACCCACAGUGAAGUGGGAAAAGGAUGGGAAAGCUCUUGGCAAAAGUUUUGACUCAAACCGCAUUCGGAUUAUAGAUAGUGGAGAAUGCAGCUCUUUAAAGAUACACUGUAUAAGGUUUUCAGACAGUGGGACAUAUUUAUGUCGGGCGGAGAACCCUAUUGGCCAAGCUACGGCUUCCGCAUCACUGUUGAUUGACUCUUUUUCAAACAGCACGACUGCUCUGGAACCUACCUAUGCCAAAACGACUUCGCUGUUAUCCCACCUUCAGAAACGAAGGGAAGAAAUGAGGAAAUCAGACACGUCGAUCAUUGGUACCGUUGACUCCAAUGCCUCAUCGUAUGGAGCGUCGGAUCCAUUAUCCAGCCUGGGCUUUAGCUUGAGUCUUGACUACGAAAGAGCCGCCUCUCUCACACCCAAAAUGAGUCGCGAUGGAACAUUUGGUGUUCUUACUCGUACUUGCACGGUGACUGAGGGGAAGCACGCCAAAAUGAGUUGCUAUGUAACUGGGGAACCCAAACCUGAAAUUGUCUGGAAGAAGGACGGCGACAUUAUUGCAGAGGGACGGAGGCAUGUCAUUUAUGAGGAUGAGCAAGAGAACUUUGUAUUGAAAAUUUUAUUCUGCAAGCAAAUCGACAAUGGAUUGUAUACAUGCACAGCCUCUAAUCUGGCGGGACAGACCUACAGCUCGGUGCUUGUUAUAGUAAAUGAACCUAGAAUACCUUUCAGAACAAAACUUAGAGAUCUGGAGGUCAGAGAGAAGGAAUCGGCCACCUUCCAAUGCGAGGUUCCAAGCGUCAUCACGGAAUCUUCCUGGUACAAGGAGGAAACCCAGAUACAGCAAAGUUCCAAGUACAACAUUGAGGAAGAGGGAAUGGUCAGAAAGCUCACCAUACAGAAUGUCACCGCUGAUGACGAUGCCGUGUAUAUCUGUGAAAUGAAGGAAGGGAGCAGGACUAUCGCUGAGCUCUCUGUUCAAGGUAACAUCAUUAAAAAGCUUCCAAGAAGGACAGCGGUACCAAUCACUGACACGGCCAUGUUCUGCGUGGAGCUGGAAAAUGAAUGUCAAAAAUUUAAAUGGUUGAACAACGGCGAAGAAAUAAAACCCGGAGGACGGAUUUCCAUCACUUCCUUUGGCAAACAGCACACCAUGACCAUCCGAGAAUGCCAGAAUAGUGAUGCCGGAGAGAUUUCCUUCAUAGCAGAUGAGUGUAGAACGUCCACCAAGUUCACCGUCACCUGUUUAAGGAAGCCACCUUCUAAUGCUCCCACUAACCCCAUGGUAAAGGAUAAAACAGAAACAUCAGCUACAUUAGUCUGGUCCCCUCCCCCAAUGGAUAGACCCGUACCCAUUGAUGGGUACAUUGUAGAACGGAAGAAACUAGGAGCCACCACCUGGCUGAGAUGCCAUGAAACAACCAAUGUGCCUGUUCCGGAGUUCACCAUGAACAAUGUCCUUGAUGAAGGGAGUUAUCAGUUCCGUGUCAGCGCUGUGAACAGCUAUGGACAGAGCCCUUACCUGGAAUUCCCGGGAACUCUGCACCUUGAACCUGUACCUUCUGUUAAAACUCCAUUAAGACCUGCAGAAGUCACUUUGGGUGGAGAGGCAACAUUUACUAUUGACCUAAGCACUGUAUCUUCUGGCGUCUGGCUGAUCAAUGGGAAAAUAAUUCAGAACAGCGAACGGUAUAGCAUAAGGCGGAUGAAAAAUACCCACACCCUUAUCAUUCAGAACGUCACCCAGGCCGACCAUGAAACAGAAGUAAAAUUCACCAGUAAUGGGAUCGAGAGCAGCUCCAAACUCAGGGUGAAAGCUCUUCCUCAGUUCACCAACUCCAAGAAGGUCAACGAUGUAAAGGUGGUCGCUGGAGAGCAGGCAGAGUUCAUCUCAGAGACUUCAGAGGAGAACGUGAAGGUUCUGUGGUACAAAGACAACAAGGAGAUCCGACACUCCAAAAAGUUCUUGGUUGAAGUCAAAGGGAAACAGCACAAACUGCUUGUCACUGCGGUCAAGAAGGAAGACGAGGGGACAUAUUCCUGCAAAACUGGCAAUGACUCUGUUGUUUUUACUUUAAAAGUUACAGAACAUGAACCAGUAUUUUCUAACCAAGAGAAGGUGCAGAAGGAGGUUCAGGCCACCCUGACAGAGAGCGCCACACUCAGCUGUGAGGUUUCCCAGGCCAAGACUGAGGUGAAGUGGUAUAAGGAUGGGAAACUCAUCACCUCCAGCAAGAGAGUGAAGGUGGAGUCUGAGGGCAGAUCCCGUCGCCUAGUGGUGGAGCAGUUAGAGAAGAAAGAUGCUGGAGAGUACAGCUGUGAGGCUGCUGGAGAGAAAAUUAGCUUCAGAAUUAAAGUUAUUGAGCCCGAGCCAGCAUUUAGCAACAUAGAUAAGGUACAAAAGGAGGUUCAGGCCACCCUGACAGAGAGUGCCACCCUGAGCUGUGAGGUGUCCCAGGCCAAGACUGAAGUGAAGUGGUACAAGGAGGGGAAACUCAUCACCUCCAGCAAGAAAAUGAGGGUGGAGUCUGAGGGCAAAUCUCGCCGCUUGGUGGUGGAGAAAACUGAGAAACAAGACGCUGGUGGAUACACCUGUGAGACUGCCGGGCAGAAGAUCAGUUUUAAGAUUAAUGUUAAAGAACAUGAGCCGGCAUUCAUCAAUACAGACAAGAUACAGAAGGAGGUUCAGGCCACCCUGAACGAGAGCGCCACCAUGAGCUGUGAGGUGUCCCAGGCCAAGACUGAAGUGAAAUGGUACAAGGAGGGGAAACAAAUCACCUCCAGCAAGAGAGUGAGGGUGGAGUCUGAGGGCAAAUCUCGCCGCCUGGUAGUGGAGAAGGUGGAGAAACAAGAUGGUGGAGAGUACAGCUGUGAGGCUGCCGGGCAGAAGAUACAUUUUAAAGUUUCUGUAAAAGAACCUGAACCUACAUUCGCCAACCAGGAUAAAGUGCAGAAGGAGGUUCAGGCCACCCUGACGGAGAGCGCCACCCUGAGCUGUGAGGUGUCCCAGGCCAAGACUGAAGUGAAGUGGUACAAGGAGGGGAAACUCAUUACCUCAAGCAAGAAAAUGAGGGUGGAGUCUGAGGGCAAAUCUCGCCGCCUGGUGGUGGAGAAGGUGGAGAAACAAGAUGCUGGAGAGUACAGCUGUGAGGCUGCCGGGCAGAAGAUUAGUUUUAAGAUCAACAUCAAAGAGCCAGAAGCAGUGUUUGCCAACCAGGAGAAGGUGCAGAAAGAAGUUCAUGCCACCCUGACAGAGAGCGCCACCCUGAGCUGUGAGGUGUCCCAGGCCAAGACUGAGGUGAAGUGGUACAAGGAUGGGAAAUUAAUUACCUCCAGCAAGAGAGUGAAAAUGGAGUCUGAGGGCAAGUCCCGCCGCCUGGUGGUAGAGAAGGUGGAUAAACAAGAUGCUGGAGAGUACAGCUGUGAGGCUGCCGGGCAGAAGAUCAAUUUCAAGAUCCAUGUCAAAGAGCCAGAAGCAGUGUUCACCAACCUGGAGAAGGUGCAGAAAGAAGUACAUGCCACCCUGACAGAAAGUGCCACCCUGAGCUGUGAGGUGUCCCAAGCCAAGACUGAGGUGAAAUGGUACAAGGAUGGGAAAUUAAUUACCUCCAGCAAGAAAAUGAAGGUGGUAUCUGAAGGCAAGUCCUGUCAGCUGGUGGUGGAGCAGUUGGAGAAGAAAGAUGCUGGAGAGUACAGCUGUGAGGCUGCUGGGCAGAAGAUUAGCUUCAAGAUCCAUGUCAAAGACCCCGAGCCAGCCUUCACCAACACAGAUAAAGUACAAAAGGAGGUUCAGGCCACCCUAAAUGAGAGCGCCACCCUGAGCUGUGAGGUGUCCCAGGCCAAGACUGAGGUGAAGUGGUACAAGGAGGGGAAACUCAUCACCUCCAGCAAGAAAAUGAGGGUGGAGUCUGAGGGCAAAUCUCGGCGCCUGGUGGUGGAGAAGGUGGAGAAACAAGAUGGUGGAGGAUACACCUGUGAGGCUGCCGGGCAGAAGAUCAAUUUCAAGAUCAACGUUAAAGAGCCUGAGCCGGCAUUCACCAAUAUAGACAAGGUACAGAAGGAGGUUCAGGCCACCCUAACUGAGAGCGCCACCCUCAGCUGUGAGGUGUCCCAGGCUAAGACGGAAGUGAAGUGGUACAAGGAGGGGAAAUUGAUUACCUCUAGCAAGAAAAUGAGGGUGGAGUCUGAGGGCAAAUCCCGACGCCUGGUGGUGGAAAAAGUGGAGAAACAAGAUGCUGGAGAGUACAGCUGUGAGGCUGCCGGGCAGAAGAUCAAUUUCAAGAUCAAUACUAAAGAGCCUGAGCCGGCCUUCACCAACAUAGAGAAGGUGCAGAAAGAGGUUCAGGUUACUUUAAAUGAGAGCGCCACCCUGAGCUGUGAGGUGUCCCAGGCCAAGACUGAGGUGAAGUGGUACAAGGAGGGGAAACUCAUCACCUCCAGCAAGAGAGUAAGAGUGGAGUCCGAGGGCAAAUCUCGUCACCUGGUGGUGGAAAAGGUGGAGAAACAAGAUGCUGGAGAGUACAGCUGUGAGGCUGCCGGUCAAAAGAUCAGUUUCAAGAUCAAUACCAAAGAACCUGAGCCAGUCUUUGCCAACCAGGAGAAGGUACAGAAGGAGGUUCAGGCCACCAUUACCGAGAGUGCUACUCUGAGCUGUGAGGUGUCCCAGGCUAAGACUGAGGUGAAGUGGUACAAAGAUGGAAAACUCAUCACCUCCAGCAAGAGAGUGAGGGUGGAGUCUGAGGGCAAAUCCCGACGCCUAGUGGUGGAGAAAGUGGAGAAACAAGAUGCUGGAGAGUACAGCUGCGAGGCUGCUGGGCAGAAGAUCAGUUUCAAGAUCAAUACCAAAGAACCUGAGCCAGUCUUUGCCAAUCAGGAGAAGGUACAGAAGGAGGUUCAGGCCACCAUUACCGAGAGUGCUACUCUGAGCUGUGAGGUGUCCCAGGCCAAGACUGAAGUGAAGUGGUACAAAGAUGGAAAACUCAUCACCUCCAGCAAGAGAGUGAGGGUGGAGUCUGAGGGCAAAUCUCGACGCCUGGUGGUGGAGAAGGUGGAGAAACAAGAUGCUGGAGAGUACAGCUGUGAGGCUGCCGGGCAGAAGAUCAGUUUCAAGAUCAAUACAAAAGAACCUGAGCCAGUCUUCUCCAACAAGGAGAAGGUGCAGAAGGAGAUUCAGGCCACCAUUACCGAGACUGCUACUCUAAGCUGUGAAGUGUACCAGGCUAAGACUGAAGUGAAGUGGUACAAAGAUGGAAAACUCAUCAGCUCCGGCAAGAGAGUAAGAGUGGAGUCUGAGGGCAAAUCUCGAUGCCUGGUGGUGGAGAAGGUGGAGAAACAAGAUGCUGGAGAGUACAGCUGUGAGGCUGCCGGUCAAAAGAUCAGUUUCAAGAUCAAUACCAAAGAACCUGAGCCAGUCUUUGCCAACCAGGAGAAGGUACAGAAGGAGGUUCAGGCCACCCUCACCGAGAGUGCUUCUCUGAGCAGUGAGGUGUCCCAGGCUAAGACUGAAGUGAAGUGGUACAAAGAUGGAAAACUCAUCACCUCCAGCAAGAGAGUGAGGGUGGAGUCUGAGGGCAAAUCUCGCCGCCUGGUAGUGGAGAAGGUGGAGAAACAAGAUGCUGGAGAGUACAGCUGUGAGGCUGCCGGGCAGAAGAUCAAUUUCAAGAUCAAUACUGUUGAACCACAGGCCAGAUUCCUGAAGCCAUCAAAGCAAGAGCCCAUCCUUGUCCAAGAGGAUGAAGAUAUAAUACUGAAGACCUCUGUCCAACCAGAAAAUACUGAGGUCAAAUGGUUUAAGGAUGGAAAGGAGCUGAUGGCAACAAAGAAAUACCAAAUAUCUUCUGAAGGAGCCACAAGAACUCUAGUAGUAAAGUUGGCAGAGAGUAAAGACAGUGCCAGCUACUCAUGCACAACAAAUAGUGACAAACAGGAAUUCAAAGUACAAGUUAAAGAAAUACCCCAGAAGUUCCAGAAGAAACUAGAAGCUGUAACUGGGGAAAUAGGGAGCAACAUCACUCUGACCUGCGAGCUGAGCCAGGCCAAAGGAGAUGUGAUUUGGCGCAGGAAUGGAAAGGAAAUUAAGGCCGGCAAACAUUUUCAAAUGAGAAGCGAUGAGGCCAAGCACAUACUGACCAUCUCAGGGCUCAAGGUGGAUGAUGAAGGAGAAUACUCGUGUGAAUCCAGAGAUGACAAAACCGUCGCUCAACUGACAACCAAAGCACCAAGAGUAGUGAAGUUCACAGGAGAACUCGGCAAUGUGGUAGUGGAGGAAGGGGGUGAAGCCACCCUGAAAUGUGUCCUCUCCUUGGAUGACGCGGAGGUGACUUGGUAUCGAAAUGGGGUCAAGAUUGAAAGCAACAAGAAAUACACAAUCAAUAAGAAAGGCACAAACCACAGUCUGACAAUCAAGGAGUUGAUCCUGCAAGAUGCAGGGGAGAUUAUGGCAGAGUCAGAAGGGAUACAGACUAAGGCAUCUCUCAAAGUCCGAGAAAAACCAACGACUUUCAAGAAAAAACUGGAAAACACGACUGUAGAGGAAAGACAAACGGUUCGUUUUGAAGUUGAACUCUCUAAGGCCACCAAUGAAGUGAAAUGGAUGAGGAACAGCAUUGUCCUGCAACCCUCAGAGAACAUAGAGAUCCAGUCUGAAGGAACCAAGCAGAUCCUGAUCCUAAAGAAUGUCAUGUACACCGACCGAGGUCUGUACGGCUGUGAGACCCUGGAUGACAAGACACAGGCCAAGCUCAAUGUGGAAAUGCGCCAAGUGAAAGUUGCCAAAGGGCUGAAGGAUGUAGAAGUCCAUGAGAAAGAAAGUGCCACAUUUGAGUUGGAGCUGUCCCAUGAAGAUGUGGAAGGAUAUUGGAUGAAAGAUGGGAUCAAACUGAAACCAUCAGAUACAUGCAAAAUGACUGUCAAGGGCAAGAAGCACUCUCUAACUCUAUCUUCUCUAAAGAUGGACGAUUCAGGCCCUGUGGCGUUUAAAUCAGAAGGGUUACAAUCUACUGCCAAGCUCACUGUGAAAGAACCACCAGUAAAAAUCACCCUACCUCUGAAAGACAUCAAAGCACCAGAGAAGGAGAAGGUGACAUUUGAAUGUGAGGUGUCCAGACCCAACGCUGAAGUGAAAUGGUUCAAGGAUGGAUCUGUUUUAAAACCCAGCAAAAAAGUUGCCAUUAUUUCACAAGCCAAAAAGAGGAGUGUGACAAUUCACAAGUGUGAGCAUGAAGACCAAGGAACAUAUGUUUGUGAUGCAGGAGACGACAAGACCUCUGCAAACCUGACUGUCCAUGCUCGAGACAUCCAGAUCAUUAAACCGCUUGUGGAUGUGGAGGUGGUAGAAAAGGAGGGUGCGUCAUUUAUGUGCCAGAUUUCUCAUGAUGAAGUGCAAACCCAGUGGUAUAAGAAUGGCGUCAAGCUGAAAGCGGGAGACAAUGUGAAGAUGCGCCAAGAAGGAAGAACAUGCUCUUUGGUUUUCAAAAGUGUCCAGGCUGAAGAUGCAGCUGAAAUCAAAUUUGUGGCUGAAACAGCUGAAUCUCGGGCACAACUAAAAAUCAAAGAACUUCCAGUCAAAAUUGUGAAGCCCCUACGUGACAAGAUCGCCAUAGAGAAGCACAGGGCGUUCCUGGAGUGCCAGGUUUCAAGAGCGAGUGCAGAAGUGACUUGGUACAAAAAGAACAAGCAGAUUGCCCCAGGGGAUAAAUAUGAGAUUGUGAGUCAGGGGGUGUACAGAAAACUCAUCAUCAAUGAAGCAGAGUUUGAGGAUGAAGACACCUAUACAUGUGACGCCGGAGAUGACAAGACUUCGGCCAAACUUCUCAUUGAAGAACAAUCCAUUAAUAUUGUCAAGGAGCUGGAAGAUGUAGUAGUGACACAGCCUGAACCCGCUACAUUCGAAUGUGUCACAUCAAUUGUGUCAGUGAAGCCCCCAAAAUGGAUGCUCGGCGGAGAAGUUCUUUCCGAUGGAAAAGGCAUCACCAUAGAACAAGAUGGAACCAUCCACCGCCUGACUUUGAGGAAGACUUCUCCGGAGAUGUCUGGAACUCUCCAGUUUCACAUUGGAAAAUCGAAGUCUUCUGCCAAUCUUCUGGUUAAAGAAAUCCCUGUUCAGGUUACAUAUCGUAUUGAAGACAAGACCGCCAAUGAGCGCCAGACUGUCAUCCUGUCCUGUGAAUUUAAACCUCCUCCCAAGUUUGUGGAAUGGUUUAAGGAUAAAAGUCAAGUUGAACCAUCAGAGAGGUUCAAACUGAAGCUGGAGAGGAAUGUGGCAGAGCUCAAAAUCCUACAGGUGACUCCAGAGGAUUCGGGAACCUACACCUGCAAAGCUGGAGAUGCAGAGACAUCGGGGAAACUGAAUGUACAUGCCCGGGAUGUGAAAGUCCUGAAGCCCUUGAAGGAUGUUGAGGUUGAUGAAGAAAGCUGUGCUGGGUUCUCUUGUGAAUUGUCCCAUGAUGACGAGGAGGUGGAAUGGUUCCUGAACAACACCCUCCUGUACUCCAACAAUUUCAAUGACAUCCAGAAAAUUGGGGCCACUCACACUCUUACUCUGAAACAAGUGGCCCCUGAGGACUCUGGAACAGUGAGCGUGAAGACAAAGAAACUCUCCUUCAGUGCUCAGCUGAAGGUUAAAGAAAAACCAGCCGUUUUCAUGAAGUCCCUAGACGAUGCCGUAGGCGAGGAGCGAGGAAUGGUCACUUUAGAGUGUGAAGUCUCCAAGGCCAAGGUGAAACCCGUCUGGAAGAAGGAUAACCAGGUCCUGCCCAAUGGAGACAAGUAUCAGCAGAUGCAGGCGGGAAAAACCGUGUGCUUGAUCAUCCAUGAUCUUAACAAGUCUGAUGCAGGGCUAUACGUCUGUGACAUUGGAACAGAUACCGCAAAGUCCAAAAUCAGUGUUCAGGAGCUCAAUAUUGGCAUCACUAAACGUCUCAAGAGCUGCGAGGCUAAAGAGGGCGAGAGUUGUACCUUUGAGUGCAUCCUUUCUCACGAGAGCAUUGAUGAAUGUUCCUGGACGGUGAAUGGACAGAGUGUAGAGGGGGACAAGCGCUUCAAUGUCUCCAAUAAGGGACGUAAAUAUGUGCUUUCUAUUAAGGAAGUGAGAGCAAGGGAUGCUGGGGAAGUCGUAUUCACAGCUCGAAAUCUGAACUCCAAGGCAUCACUGACUAUUAAAGAAAAACCAGCUGAAAUAACAAAACCACUGGAAGAUAAAACUGUUCCAGUGGGAGAAGACAUCGUCUUGAGGUGUGAGCUAUCCAAAGAAGACACAAAUGUCAAAUGGAGCAAAGAUGGGAAGGUGCUGAAGAAAAGCCAAAAAUACGAAUUUUUCCAGGAAGGAACUGAAACCAAAAUGACAAUCCAUGAAGUGACGGCAAAAGACUCUGGAGAGUAUACAUGUGAGACCAGCAUCUCCAAAACGAAGGCCAACGUUCAAAUAAAAGAAAAACUCAACAGUUUCACCAAAGAAAUGUCAGAUGUUAAAAUUGAAGAAGGAGAGUCUGCAGUGUUUAGCUGUGAGACAGAGAAGGUUGCACCCUCCGUAUCCUGGAGAAAAGGGAUAACAGAGAUCAAACCAAGUGAGAAAUAUGAAAUAAGUCAGAAAGGCAUUGCCCUCAGCCUGCAGGUCAACGACUUGGAGAAGAGCGACAGUGACAUCUAUAUAUGUGAUAUUAGGGACGCGCAGACCAAGGCCAACCUCACUGUUAAAGGCCACAAAGUUCUUAUAGUUGAAGACCUGGAAGACAUUGAAGUUUAUGAAGGGGAAAGUGCCACAUUUAAAUGUAGAAUCUCUCCAGCACAUUACAGAAACGUACAGUGGUCCUUGGACAAAACCCCAUUGCAUACCAAUGAUGUAAAUGAGAUUCAAGCCCAUCCUGAUGGAUACCAUACUCUAUCCCUGAAGCAACUUUCAUUAAAGGACUGUGGCGUGGUCACUUUCGAAGCUGGAAAUCAAAAAUCAUCUGUAAAUUUGGUAGUCAAAGAGAAACCUUGCAUUAUUACAAAGGCACUGAGUGAUUGUGAAGUUACGGAGGGGGAGAAUGUGACUCUUCACUGUAAGACCUCCAAAGCAAAUGGGUCUGUAAAAUGGUACAAAGAUGGAAAAGUUCUCAGGCCAUCGUCCAAGUUCCAAAUUGAUAGAUCUGGAUGUGAAGCUUCUCUUGUCAUUUGUAAUGCAAUGGGCAUAGACAGUGGCACAUAUGUCUGUGAAUUUGGGACCUCUAAAACUAGUGCAGUUGUUGCUGUUAAGGCCCCACAGGCCUAUUUCAAGCGGGAGCUGCAGAGCGCCGAGGCUGUGGAAGGGGAAACAGCUACGCUGUGGUGUGAACUGUCCAACCCUAACGCUGAGGUGGAAUGGAGCAAGGACGGAAAUGUACUUAAAGCCAGCAAGAAGCAUGAAAUGCGAGUGAAAGACCACAGGGUGGAAUUACUGAUCCAUCAUUUGGUAGAGGAAGAUGCUGGAACCUAUAUAUGUGCAACUGGGGAUAGGAAAUCCUCAGCAACUCUAACUGUGAAAGCUGAGCAAGUCUUGUUCAAACGCGGGCUCAGGAAUGAGAAAGCCAAAGAGGGAGGCAGCGUGAAGCUGCACUGUGAGCUGAGCAAGGCGAGUGGGUCUGUGCGCUGGAUGAAGGGCAGCCAAGUGCUGGAGAAUGGAGACAAGUACAACAUGAAGCUGCUCGGCGCGGUGGCUGAGCUCUUUAUCCUGAAUGCAAAGCCAGAAGAUUCUGGAGACUAUACUUGUGAUACCGGAGACCAAAAGAGCACGGCCCAUGUGACAGUGACUGCCCUGCCUGUUCGCUUCAAACAAGACCUGAAAGACGCGGAGGUUGAAGAAGGCUCCUCUGUGACGUUAUCUUGUGAAGUCACGAAGCCCGAUGCCCCUGUCACAUGGAAAAAGGGCGUCACAACCCUUCAAGCCAAUGAGAAAUAUGAAUUCAGGCAAAAAGAAUGCCUAGUAGAUUUAACUAUUCACAAGGUAGGGCCGGAGGAUUCUGGGACCUACACUUGCGAUACUGGAGACCAACAGACUUCUGCACGUGUCAAAGUCAAGGAACUCCCGGCCCUUUUCAAAGAAGGACUGAAACCCCAACAGGUCUCAGAAGGUGAAUGUGCCGCCCUGCGCUGUGAGCUGACCAAGGCUAACGUCUCUGUAGAAUGGAAGAAAGAUCACAGAAUGAUCAAACAGAGCAAAAAGUAUAAAAUCCGCCAAGAAGGGGCGGUCUCUGAGCUUGUAAUACGGGACCUGGUAUUGGAGGAUUCGGGAGAUUAUAGCUGUGUGUGUGGGGAGCAGAAGACUACAGCCGCAGUGACAGUAGCUGCUUCCCCGCCGCGUUUCAGUGAGGAACUAAAAGAUGAAAAGGCCACAGAAGGCCAACAGGCCACUCUUCAUUGCGAAUUAACCAAACCGGGAGCUGUGUUGGAAUGGAAAAAGGGUCAAUCUUCUCUUAAACCUGGUGGGAAAUAUUCAAUGAGGCAGGAAGGUUUCUCCGCUGAGCUUUUAAUCAGCAAUCUUGAAGAAAGCGAUUCGGGUGAUUAUACAUGCGAGUGUGGAAAUCAGCAGACGACAGCAACCCUUACAGUGAAUGCACUUCCGGUAUUCUUUAAAAAGAACCUGAGGGACGCAGUAGCCACAGAAGAAGAAACGGUCACCCUUCACUGCGAGCUCUCCAAACCGACUACUAACGUGGAAUGGAAGAAAGGUCACAGGCAGCUGAAGGGAAGCGACAAGUAUACAAUGAAAAUUGAAGACUUGGUCGCUGAGCUAAUAAUCCAUGACCUAAAUGUGAAAGAUAGUGGGGACUAUACUUGUCUUUGUGGAGACCAGGAUACCACAGCAAAUCUAACAGUCAAUGCCCUGCCGAUCCUUUUCAAAGAAGAAUUGAGCAAUGAAGAAAGCACAGAGGGGGAAACAGUUACUCUGCGCUGCAUCUUGACCAAACCUCCUGACCAUGUAGAGUGGAAACAGGGGCAAAGAGCUCUGAGACCAAGUCCCAAAUAUGAAAUGAGAGUGGAUGGGGCUACUGCAGAGCUAAUAAUCCAUCAUUUGGAAGUGAAAGACAUGGGAGAAUAUGCGUGCGUGUGUGGUGAACAACAGACCACAGCUGUCUUGAUAGUGAAUGCCCUGCCUACUCACUUCAAACAUGGACUUAAAAACGAGAACAUAAAAGAAGGAGACCAAGCCAUCUUGCACUGCGAGCUUAGCAAACCCGACGUCACUGUGCAGUGGAGAAAGAACGGUGAGGUCUUGGCAACUUCUGAAAAACACGUAUUGCGUCAGGACGGCGCUAUUGCAGAACUGGUGGUUCCUCACGUAGAGGAAGAAGAUGCUGGGAUUUACACCUGUAUUUGCGGAAAUGUUGAGACCUCAUCAACCUUAACCGUAAUAGCUUUACCCCCACGUUUCAAAGAAGACCUCAAGAACUCAGAAGCUGUCGAAGGAGACUCCAUCACACUGCGCUGUGAGCUGACCAAGUCUAAUGCCUCUGUAGGGUGGAGGAGAGGAGGGAAGGCUCUCAGACCAAAUGACAAGUACAAGAUGAGGCAGGAAGGCCUUGUGACUGAGUUAGUUAUAAGUCAGUUAGAGCUGCAGGAUGCUGGGAAAUACACCUGUGUUUGUGGAGAUUUUGAAACAACAGCCUUGCUGACUGUGAAUGCGGUCCCACCACAAUUUGAAGAGGAACUCAGGAGCAAGGAAGCUAUGGAAGGGGGCUCAGUUGCAUUGAGUUGCAAACUGACCAAACCUAACGCGGUGCUGGAGUGGAGGAGAGGACAUAAGACUCUAAAGUCAUGUGAUAAAUACAAAAUCAACCAGGAAGAUCUUGAUGCAGAGUUGAUAAUCAAUAAUUUGGACCUGAAAGAUGCUGGCGAGUACACAUGCGUAUGCGGAGUCCACCAGACCACAGCUUCACUGACCGUAAAUGCUCUGCCUCCGCAAUUUAAAGUGGAACUGAAGAACAAAGAAGUGAAUGAAGGGGAAUCAAUAACUUUACACUGUGAGCUAACUAAGGCUAAGGCCCUCUUGGAGUGGAGGAAAGAACAAAGUAUCCUGAAGCAAAGUGACAAAUACAAAAUGAAGCAAGAUGGGAAAGUCGCUGAGCUUUUGGUUUGCAAUUUAGACUUGAAGGAUGCUGGCCAGUAUUCAUGUGCCUGUGGAGAGCAGAAGACAACUGCUGUACUGACAGUCAAUGCUCUUCCCAUCGUUUUCAUCGAAGAGCUAAGAAAUGAAAUCGGCACGGAGGAUCAAGAUAUCACCCUUCGCUGUGAGCUGAAUAAGCACAAAGAGCCGGUGGUUUGGAAAAAAGACAAUCGGGAAAUGAAGCCAAGUGACAAGUACAUAAUCCAGCGAGAUGGUGGUGUUGCACAACUGAAGAUCCUCAAACUCAAUGUAAAGGAUGCUGGAAGCUAUACGUGCAUCUGCGGAGACCAGGAAACCACAGCAAAACUAACAGUACAGGAAUUGCCAGCACUCUUUGUAGAAGAACUCCAACAUACAGAAGAAAGAGAAGGCCAGAAGGCUAUGUUCCACUGUAGGCUGACUAAACCAAAUGCACGAGUGGAGUGGAAGAAAGGUCAUGAAACUCUCAAACCUAAUGAUAAGUAUCAACUGAGGCAGGAAGGCGUCAUAGCGGAGCUAACCAUCAGCAAACUAGAUCUGAAGGACUCUGGAAAUUAUACAUGUGUGUGUGGAGAGGAGGCCACCACUGCUACUUUAACAGUUAUUGAGCUGCCUGCGGUCUUCAACUCUGAUCUGAAAAAUGUCGAGGUCACCGAAGGGGGGACAGCCACGUUACAUUGUGGGGUGACAAAGGCUUCUGCCUUGGUACAAUGGAUGAAAGGAAAACAAGCAUUAAGAUCCAGCGAUAAGUAUCACAUGAACCAAGAUGGCUGUGCAAUUGAGUUGCUAAUAUGUGAUACUGAUCUGGACGAUUCUGGCCAGUAUACCUGCAUCUGUGGAGACCAGAAGACCUCUGCUACUUUAACUGUGAAUGCUCUGCCUGUUGUUUUUAAAGAAGAACUGAAGAACGUGGAGGUCACAGAAUGUGACACAGCUACUCUCCACUGUGAGCUGAGCAAACCCAAUGUUUGUGUUGAGUGGAAGAAAGGAACCCACGUGCUGAGUCAGAGUCAGAAAUAUUCCUUCAGACAAGAAGGUCUAAGCGCUGACCUUGUCAUCCACAAUGUAGAGCCAAAGGAUGCAGGAGAAUAUACAUGUACUUGUGGCGAUAAGAAGACUUCUGCUGUGGUGGCGGUUAAUGUCCUUCCAGUGAUUUUUACAGAAGAGCUGAAGUGUGCCGAAGCUACCGAGGGAGAAACGGCAAUUCUACAUUGCGAGCUUAGCAAACCAAAUGUGCCCGUUGAAUGGCUGAAAGGAGGUCAGGUGCUAAAAUCAGGGGACAGAUACCAAAUGCAGCAAAGUGGAGGAAAAGUUGAGUUGCUCAUCAGUAAUCUUGAGUUAGGAGAUGCUGGGGUUUACAGUUGCGUAUGCGGUAUAGAGAAAACAACCAGUGAUCUAAAAGUGAAAGCCCUGCCAUCUGUAUUCACUAAAGCACUGCAGAACACUGAGGCUCAGGAGGACGACACCGUGACAUUGCGAUGUGAAGUAUCUAAGCCUAACGCCUCCGUUGAAUGGAGGAAAGGGAGCCUAGGCCUUCAGCAGGGCAGCAAGUAUGAGAUGAGGCAGAAGGAGCGCAUUGCUGAACUGAUAAUACACAACCUUAGGCUGGAAGACACAGGAGAGUACAGCUGUGAUACAGGGGACCAGGAAACAAGGGCAUAUCUAACAGUAAAAGCUCUGCCGGUGCUCUUCAAGAAACCACUGAAAGACACAACAGUGGAGGAAGGUGUCACCGUGACUCUUCGCUGCGAAACCACAAAACCAAACGUCCCCAUCGAAUGGAGGAAGGGAAGCGUCGGGCUUUUCCCUUGUGCUAAAUAUAAGAUGGUGCAGGACGGGGUUGUGGCGGAACUUGUGGUUUAUGAUGCAGAAGCGGAGGACGGGGAUGUAUAUACGUGUGACACAGGAGACCAGCAGACCACUGCUACUGUAAAGGUCAACGUGCUACAGUUCUUGCAGCCGUUGCAGAACAUGGAAGCUCAGCAGGGUGAGAAGGCUCAAUUCCGCUGUGAGAUAUCUUCAAAGAAGAAUUCAGUAGAGUGGAGAAAAGGAGCCGAGACCCUUCAGCCCAGUUCCAAGUAUGAAAUGAAAGAACAAGAUGGGGUCAGAGAGCUGGUGAUACACAAUCUGGAGCUGGAAGAUGCUGGAGAGUUCACCUGCGUGGCCCGGAGCAAGAAAUCUUCAGCAGUUCUGAAAGUUAAGGAACUGGAUGUGACUAUCGUGAAGGGCCUGAAAGACGUGUCAGUAUUCGCAGCAGAAGAUGCAGUGUUUACGUGCGAGGUGUCCCACCCUGAUGCCAAGGAUGUGGAGUGGAAGCUGCAGGGAAUCACUCUGGUGAACAAUGAGAUGAAUGAAAUAUCACUGGAGAAGGGCAAAAUCCACAGACUGAAACUGAGCAGCGUGACACAGGAGGAUACAGGCAGUGUUUCCUUCAGGGUCGGCCCAUACACAUCAACGGCAGAACUUACAGUGAAAGCCCCACUUCCAGUCUUUACCAAAAACCUUCUGGAUAUGCAAGUGGAAGAAGAUGGCUCAGUUAUCCUUGAAUGUGAACUCUCUCGGCCCAACGUUCCUGUGGUGUGGAGGAAAGGCACAGAGCAGAUACCUGCCGGUGCAAAGUAUGAUAUCAAGGAAGCGGGAACUGUCCACUCUUUGCAGAUCAGUAACCUCAAACCUGAAGACUCAGGCGCCUAUUCUUGUGAUGUCGGAAAUCAACAGACAAAAGCAAAAGUAACAGUCUCAGCCCUCCCAGUAGAGAUAACAAAACCUCUGCAGAACGAGCAGGGAGAAGAAACCAAAUCUGUUAUUCUACGGGCUGAGAUCUCUAAAGCUAAUGCUCCAGUUCAGUGGAAGAAAGCUGGAGUCGUUCUCCAACCAGGUUCUAAAUAUGAAAUGAAGCAGGCCGGUCAUGUGGUGGAACUUCAUAUACACAAACUUCAGAUGUCUGAUGCCGGAGAAUAUACAUGUGAUACAGGAGAUCAGAAAUCAAUGGCUAAUAUCUGUGUUAAAGAACCAGAGCCGUUCAUUGUUGACCAUCUUCAGAACAUUUCUGUAGAAGAGGGGGAAGAUGCCAUCUUCAAAUGUAAAGUGUCCAAAGAGAAUGCCCCAGACGUACAGUGGUACCUAGCCGGUGUUCCCUUGCAGCCCAAUGAAAUGAAUGAAAUUUCGGUGCAUAAAGGGAAAAUCCACACCUUAACACUAAAAAAGGUGUCAACGGAAGAUACUGGGAUCGUCAGCUUUAGAGUAGGGCAGAAUACAACCACUGCAGACCUUAGAGUUACAGCUAUAGCCUUGAACUUUACCAAGAAGCUUCAGGCAGUAGAAGCAAUGGAAGAAGGAGUGGCUUUGCUUCAGUGUGAGUUAUCCAAGGUCAAUGUUCCAGUGGAAUGGAGAAAGGGAUCCAAGAUUAUCAAACACGGGGAACAAUAUGAAAUCAGCGUGAAUGGAUCUGUCCACACCUUACGCAUUAAGGACCUCACCUUGGAGGAUUCUGGGGAAUAUAGCUGUUGUGCCCAAAGUGAAAAAACAUCAAGUCAACUCCAAGUCAACCAACUACCAGUGACCUUCACCCAAGAGCUUCAGAAUGUGGAACCAGAGGAAGGAGGCACCGCCGUUUUGCAAUGCAAAGUAUCCAGACCGGAGGCCCACGUGGAAUGGAGAAAGGGAGGCCUUGUUUUACAACCCAGUGCUAAAUAUGAAAUGAGGCAAAGUGGCUUUGUCGUGGAAUUGCUUAUUCACAACUUGGAUCUAGAAGACUGCGGGCCCUACUCAUGCAGCACAGACGCCGCACAAACAUCAGCCUCUGUUUUUGUCCAAGAGGGCAACCUAGAGAUAGUUACGGGUUUAAAGAACAUGGACGUCUUUGCGGGGGAGACAGCCACCUUCACCUGCAAGCUUUCUAAGCAGGGGACGAGGAAGGCCCAGUGGUGGCUGGACGGGUCUCCCCUGCAGAACAGCUCAAUGAAUGAGAUAUCUGUGCUCAACGGCAACAUUCACACCUUAACCUUAAAAAAUCUGGGAACCAAUGACUCUGGCGUUGUCACCUUCAAAGCUGGGUCCCUCAUUUCUUCUGCUAAACUGUUAAUCAAAGAUCCAACCAUUGAGGUGGUCAGCCCAAUGAAGGACCUUGCCAUUGAUGAAGAUGACACCGCAGAGUUCAUCUGCCAAUACUCUAGGCCCGCGCAGGCCCGUUGGAAGAAAAAUGACCUAGACGUUUGCGCUGACGGCGAGCGAAUCGUUCUCGAGCAGGACUGGAAUGUAGCCAAGCUGACCAUUAGAUCUGCCGUCCCAGAAGAUAGCGGAAUCUAUGUGUGUGAAGCUGAAGGCACUAGAGUUGUCGCUAUGCUUGAAGUUGAAGCCAAGAAUAAAGUGCUGCAAGAGCUGGAGAACAUAGAUGCAGUAGAGGGAGGUGAAGCUCUUUUUGGGUGUUAUUUGGCCAAGCCUGAGAGCUACAACUAUAACUGGCUGUUAGAUGAUGAACCCGCGAGGACAUCAGAAAACAUUGAGAUGAUUUAUUUUGAAAAUGGUCGAAGGCAUCUUCUUUUACUGAAGAACCUCACCCCCCAAGACAGCUGCAGAGUGACUUUCAUAGCGGGCGAGGCUGUCACUUCAGCCUUUUUGAAUGUGCAAGGAUGGCGCCUGGAAGUUGUGAAGCCUCCUGUAGACUCUGAAGUCAUUGCUGGUGGCCAGGCGACCUUUAGCUGCACGCUAAGCGAAGCCGUUCCAGUCAAUGAAGUUGCCUGGUAUUUUAAUGGCAUAGAUAUCCGACCAGAUGAAAGCUGGGCAAUGCAGGUAGAUGGAAAUGAGUACAAGUUAAUUCUUAAAGACGCUCAACUACAUCAUUCCGGAGAAGUGGCGUUUGCUUCAAGAGAUAUAGUGGCCUCGGCCAAAAUUUCUGUUCUUGCCUUACCUGACCCUCCCGAAGAGCCAGAAAUUGUAAGUAAAAGCAGCCGCUCUUUGACACUGUCCUGGUUUGCGCCGCCGAGUGAUGGUGGCUCUGCCAUCCUAGGAUACAAUGUUGAAAUAAAAGCCCCUGGUAGUGACUGGAAGCAGUGCAACAAAGAAACCAUUCAAACCACGGAGUAUGUUGUGGAUAACCUUGUACCAGGCGAGGCCUACAGAUUCCGUAUUUCUUCCAUAAACAAACAUGGAGCUGGGGAACCUGUUCACUUACCUCAGACGGUACAGCUAGAGCAUCCUGUCACCAUUAAACGCCCGCUGGAAAACCAAAGCGUAAAGGAAGGUGAAAGUAUCCGCCUUGAGUGUGAGUUGUCUAAAGAAACCCGGGACGUUAAAUGGAUGAAGGGAAGUGAAACGCUGAAGCCUGGGGAGAAACACGAGUUCAUAAGUCAAGGGAAAAAACAAGUGCUGAUAAUUCACAAUGGCUCGUCUGAAGAUCAGGGUUCCUAUACGUGUGUUACUUCAUCAGGAGAAAAGACAGCCACCACCGUAUCCAUCGAAAAACAAAUAAUCACAGAAGUCACGAGCAUACAGGAGAUUUUUGGCCUUGCACAAGAAAGAAGCAAGGUCAAACUUGAAGAUGAAGAGAGUUCUCAGCCAAGUCUCCCACCAGAGGCUGCUCAGGAAGGGGAUCUCCAUUUAUUAUGGGAAGCGCUGGCAAAGAAGAGGAGAAUGAGCAGAGAGCCUACACUGGAUUCCAUCUCUGAAGUACCAGAAGAAGAAGAGAAGCGUAGGCAGAAAAAAGAAGCAGACAGGCGCUCGGAUUUUUCAGGUUACACUUCCGACGAUUUGACUAAAACAAGUGAAGCUGAUUUUUCCGUUACAAGCUCCGACGAUGAAUCUCGAGCCGGAACCCCAUCUUUGGUGUCUUAUCUUAAAAAAGCCGGCCACUCCAAAGCCGGCCACUCAGUCAUCACACACGGCUCCAAAGUUCAAACAAUGUCCGAAAGCAAAUUCUUUAAACACUUUGAGAUCAUAGAACCUGAGCGCAAGGAACCCCCACCCCCACAAGAACCAGAGGUUCCAGAUUUAUUUCAAGAUGACGACCCUGCACUGGACAAGGCAGCUGUGAAAAUUCAGGCGGCUUUUAAAGGAUAUAAAGCGAGGAAGGUCAUCAAGCAACAAGAAUGUCCUUUGUUAGCAGAAACAUUUAAAGAUUUCACCGUCGAACCAGGAGGAACAGUCCAUCUUGAAUGUGUGGCCAUCAGCAAAACUGACAUUACAACUCGGUGGUUGAAAGACGAUAAAGAACUCUCCGAUGGCCGCCAUUAUCAUAUUGAUAAUUACACCGACGGAACCUGUUCCUUGAUCAUUACCGCCGUGGAAACUGCAGACACUGGAAAAUAUACAUGUGAAGCCUCCAACAAGUUUGGUGCAGUUUCACAUAGUGCUUCUUUGGUGGUUGGCAGCGGUUUACCUCAAGUUCCCGAAAAACCCAAGCCUUCAAUUGCUAAGCUUGGCUCAGACAGUGAAACAGAGAGCACUUCCGGAAGUGAUUUGGAUGAUGCUUUUCGGAAGGCAGGCAGAAGGCUUCAUAAGAUCUUUAAAUCCAAGACAUCCCUUGAGAUGUCUGACGUUGAAGAAGAACUAUUUGUCAGCGCGGAUGAAGGAGACCUACCACCUGUAGACCAGCAAACCUACAGAGAGGAUGAUAAAUAUAUCUACAUCAAGUUUGAAAUCAUGUCCGAGGCUUCCAUUGCUGCAAAGAGGUUCAAAGAGAUGUUCUCUGCAAUGGGCAUCCCAGUCAAAAUAGAUAUCUUGGACCAAGGUCUGAAGAAUAUCGAACUGCGGAUAAUGAAAGUCGAGACAGGAACCACCGAGCAGCAGAGAAUGGCGGCAAGGCAUCAAAUAACCUUGUUGACUUCUGAUACCGCUCCCAUUUUUAUUACUGAACUUCAGAAUCAAGAGGUGAAAGAUGGUUACCCAGUCAGUUUUGACUGUGUAGUUAUUGGAAAGCCAAUGCCAACAGUACGUUGGUUUAAAGAUGGUAAGGUGAUAGAAGAGGAUGACCAUUACAUGAUCAAUGAGGACCAAGAGGGAUGCCACCAACUCAUCAUAACUGCCGUAGUCCCCAAAGACAUGGGAGUCUACAGAUGUCUAGCAGAGAAUAGAAUGGGGGUCUCGUCAACCAAGGCUGAGCUGAGAGUCGACUUAACCAGCUCAGAUUAUGACACUGCCGAGGCAACAGAAACGUCAUCUUAUUUCAGCGCACAGGGUUAUCUGUCCAGGGAGCAGGAGGGCCUGGAAUCUGCAACGGAACAAGACCAACUUCCUCAGGUUCUGGAGGAGCUACGAGACACUAUGGUUGCUCCUGGGACUCCACUUGCUAAAUUUGAGAUAAAAGUGAAAGGUUACCCAAGGCCUCGAGUCUACUGGUUCAAAGAUGGCCAGCCCAUCCAUGCUUCUGACAGAAUACUAAUUACUGACAGAAAGAAACUGCAUGCACUGGAAAUUCUGAAUGUAACAAAGGAAGAUUCUGGGGAGUAUUCAACCUACAUCAGUAAUUCCGCUGGCUCUGCAUACUCAUCUGCCAGACUUUCUGUCAAAGGACCAGAUGAGCUACAGAAGGACAAGCCAUUGGAAGAUGCAGGAGAUGGAGAGAAACCAGUACCACCAAGGUUCCUGGAAAGAUUCACAAACAAAAAAGUACUGAAAGGAGCCAGUAUCACCUUAUCUGUGAAAGUUGAAGGAACUCCACCUCCAACAAUCACCUGGCUGAAGGAAGACUCCCCUGAAGAUGUACUUUGGAUCAAACCCGAGACUCCUGGCUACAAGCUGGCCAGCUCAAACAGGCACCACAGUCUCAUAUUACUGGACGUUGGCACAGAGUUUUCCGGCACUUACACCUGUAUUGCCACAAACAAGGUGGGCCAGUCCAUCUGUACGGCUUCUGUGGAGAUUGCUGAAGCUAAAGAAGCCAAGAUUCUGAAAGAAGCAGACAAAUUAGUAAAAGAGAUGUUGGGCCGAACACCACUGUCUGGGUUUGAAGAAGGCCGGGAGGCAGAACCUGGAGUGAUUGGCAUCUCGGUGCAACCUCCGGAGGACAGCGGGGAGGUGCCCAAGCCCCACAUUUCACUGACCGACGUUGGAACGGAGGAAUUCUUCCAGAAACUGACAUCUCAUAUAACGGAAAUGGUAUCUGCCAAGAUAAGCCAAGCCACACUUCGUGUCCCUGGAACGACAGGGAUGGAUAGUGAUGAAGAAACGAAGACCCCGUCAGCAUCACCACGCCAUGGAAGGUCCAGGCCUUCCUCCAUUGCUGUUGAGUCUUCCUCAGAAUCAGAAGAUGGAGACUCUAGAGGAGAGAUAUUCGACAUCUACAUGGCGUCUGCUGAUUAUAACCCUAUUGUUGCUGAUAAGGAAUCAAUCACCUUGAAAGAGGGUCAGUACGUGGAGGUUCUAGACUCCGCUCAUCCCCUCAAAUGGUUGGUCCGAACAAAGCCAACCAAGUUCAGUGCAUCCAGGCAAGGUUGGGUGUCACCAGCUUACUUGGAUAAGCGAUUGAAGCUAUCUCCUGAGUGGGCUUUAGGAGAAGCACCAGAAGUUUCUGGAGUGUGUGUUUCAGAAGAUGAGUACAAGAAGAAGCUCAGCAUUCUGCUCCAGGACCUGCUGAACACAGAGAAGGAGUACGUGAAGGAGCUACAGUUCUUGGAGAACCAUCACCUACAUCACACAGAGAACAGCCCUGAUAUCCCAGAGAACGUUGCUAGCCAGAAAUCCACCAUCUUCAGGAACAUCAGCGACAUUGGCAACUUUCACUCAAACAUUUUCUUCCCCGAGCUAAAGAAAUGUGACACAGACGAUGACAUUGCCAUGUCCUUCAUAAAGAACGAGGAUGAAUUCAACAAGUACAUUAUGUUCCUGGUUGGCCGCGUCCAGGCUGAGUCGGUCGUGCUCAGCGAUUCUAUUCAGGAGUUCUACAAGAACUAUUCAGAUGAACGGCUAGCGCUGUCAGACCCGUCCAAGCCCCCUGUGCCUCCUCUGCAACAUUACCUGGAAAGGCCCAUAAACAGGAUCCAGCGAUAUCAAGUCAUUAUAAAGGAACUCAUCCGGAACAAAGCAAGAAACGGGAAGAAUUGUGCACUACUGGAACAGGCCUAUGCUAUUGUAUCUGCUCUUACUCGGCGGGCAGAGAACUUCUUGCAUGUGUCCCUGAUUGAAAACUACCCGGGAACGCUAGAGGCCUUGGGUGAACCUAUACGUCAGGGUCACUUUAUUGUUUGGGAAGGAGCCCCUGGAGCUCGAAUGGCCUGGAAGGGUCACAACCGUCAUGUCUUUCUGUUCAAGAACUACUUGAUCAUCUGCAAACCCAAGCGGGACACAAGGACAGACACCUAUAGCUACGUGUUCAAGAACAUGAUGAAGCUGACAAAUAUAGACAUCAAUGAUCAGAUAGAAGGAGACGACAGAGCUUUUGAGGUUUGGCACGAACGGGAAGACUCAGUGAGGAAAUAUCUGCUUCAAGCUCGAACCGUCAUCAUAAAAAACUCCUGGGUGAAGGAAAUCUGUGGCAUACAAGAGCGCUUCAGUAUGCCAAUCUGGAAUCCUCCAAAAUUCAUCGAAGUUUUAGCAGACUGCACGGCCGAAUUGGGAGAAACUGUCAAGCUGGCGUGCCGCGUAACAGGGACACCUAAGCCUGUUGUUGCCUGGUAUAAAGAUGGCAGACCUGUGGAAGCUGACCCCCAUCACAUCAUUAUUGAGGAUCCCGACGGCUCCUGCACAUUGAUUCUGGAUAACAUGACUGGAGCCGACUCAGGGCAGUACAUGUGCUUUGCAGCCAGCCCAGCCGGAAGUGCCAGCACUUUGGGGAAGAUUCUUGUCCAAGUGCCCCCGAGGUUUGUCAAUAAACUCCGAAACGCUCACUUUGUGGAUGGGGAGGAUGCCCAAUUCACAUGCACCAUUGAUGGAGCUCCCUACCCACAGAUAAGAUGGUACAGAGAAGGGAAACUGCUGUCAGAAUCUGCUAAAUACCAAACAUUCACUGAGCCAAGGAGCGGUGUUUUGGUGCUUGUGAUCAAAAAUGCCACCAAUGAGGACCUAGGCUAUUAUGAAUGUGAGUUGGGGAACAGACUGGGAUCGGCUAGAAGUGGGGCAGAACUGAGCCCGAUGACCCCGGCACUGCUGGCCCAAGAGCGGAGGGGAGACCAGACCAUAACUAUUGAAGGUGUGGGGGGCUCCAUCAGGGCCUCACUGGAGCGAGCAGAUCAGGAGAUAAGGCAAGUUCUACAGAAGCUGGUAGAGACACCAGGGACCGGCUUGAUGCCACCCCAACUGGUAUCUCCCAAGGGUCUUGGAACAAAGAAAUCAGCGGCUGUCCAGUCUUCAGUAGAAGAACGCAAAGCAAUGGACAUGUUUAGAGAUGCCAACACACAGACCCCGGAAGACCAAGGUGAAGAGAAGAAACAAAUGGAACAGAAGGAGACGACAGAAACACAUGAGAUCCCUACGGCUUCCCAAAAACAGGAGGCGCCCGGGGUGCCGGAGCUUCAUAUUCCCAUCAGGUUGGGGAUGGAAGCGUCGGACUGGUACCUCCGGAGGGCGCCGGCACACAUUUGGGAUGUUCGCAGCCAGGUGUAUAUCGAGAGCACGGAGACAACUUGUGUCCACUUUAAGGAUGACAAAGCAACAAGGCCUCCGUACAUGCAGGUGACCAUAGAAGAUGUCCAUACCCAGUGCGGAGAUGCAGCCAGAUUUGAUGCCGUGAUAGAGGGGACAGCGCCGCUCACUAUUGCCUGGUACAAGAACAACGUCCCACUAACUGAGUGUGAAAGAAUUCAGAUUGUGAAAGAAGACAGAAAAUAUUCUUUAAUCCUCCGAGACACAAAACCAGACGAUGGCGCUAUAUACACUUGUGUUGCUAGAAAUAUGGGGGGAGAGGUGUCCUGCAAGGCUGAGCUCGUUAUGCAUGAAGAUACAAAAGAACACGUGACAGAGACAGUUCAGAAAAGGAGAAAACUGAAAUCCUUCUUUGAGGUGAAGGAAGAAAUUGGAAGAGGCUGUUUUGGUUUUGUGAAACGAGUUGUGCACAAAGGAAAUGGUGCCAACUGUGCCGCCAAGUUCAUCCCUCUGAGAAGCAAAACGCGACAGCGAGCCUACAGGGAAAGGGAACUGCUCUCCGAGAUAUCCCACAGCAACAUCACCUGCCUGCUCGAUGCCUUUGAGACAAGGAAAACACUGAUCCUUAUCAUGGAUAUAUGCUGCGGCGAAGAACUGCUCGACCGUCUAUUCAAGAAAAGUAUUGUCUCUGAAAGAGAGGUAAAGGUGUACAUUAGACAGCUUGUUGAAGCCAUUGGGUAUCUCCAUGACAAGGACAUUCUUCACCUGGACGUUAAGCCGGCCAAUAUUCUCAUGGUUAAUACAGACCAGGACGAUAUCAAACUCUGUGACUUUGGAUUCGCUCAGAAACGGCGGCGCUCAGAGCCUCAGUACAGUAAAUACGGCUCCCCUGAGUUUGUCUCCCCAGAAAUUGCCAGUCAGUUGCCCGUGUCCGAAGCCUCCGAUAUAUGGCCCAUCGGUGUGAUCACCUACCUAUGUUUGGUGUGCGCGUCGCCGUUUGCGGGGCAGAAUGACAGAGAGACCCUACUCAGCGUGCAGCAGGGCAAGAUCAGUUGGCACAACCAGGGAUUUAUAGAGCUGAGUGAAGAAGCGAAGGAUUUCAUAAGAAGAACGAUCCAAAUGUCUCCAGAAUCUCGGCCCAGUGCCGUGGAAUGUUCCAACCAUAAGUGGUUCCAGGGAUGUUCCGGUGAAAAAGACACGCGACCCAUUAUUACAAAAGGCCUCAAAUUCCUGGUGGCGCGGAGCAGAUGGCAGCGUUCCUUGAUGUGCUACAGAUCGAUUCUGGUGAUGAGAUCCAUCCCGGAGCUUCUGCAAGGAAACGUGGAGAGAACAUCUUUGGGGGUUCCUCGACACUUAGUUGAAGGAAGCAGCUCUUCCAGCAGCAGUGGAUCCUCUUCUGAUAAUGAGAGCGACAUCAGCCCAACGGCAAGGGGCUCCAAUCCUUCCCUAGAGCUCCACUUGUCUAUUUUUAAAAUGUAUGAUAGGGAUACUUUUCAAGAAGUGAGCCAAAAGGCGGACAUUAUCACCCAAGAAGAGAAGAGAAGCCAAGAGGCAACCCUAGUGUGUUCUGAUAAAUCGGGAGCUCAAGAGACUGAUAAGGUUAACUUUGCAGAAGAUACAGUGAACCUUGAGCAAACAGACAAAAUGCUGGUGGAGUCAGUGGAAACAUCUCCAGGAAAACGACCUUUCUGCAAAGCAGCGACUAUUGAAGUUGGCGAUUUAGCGUCAAAAAAGGGCAAGUCUGGAUGCUUUGUAAGAGGUUCAUCGGCAGACAGUGCAUUGCUAGGAGUUGAUAGACACACCUUAGUAUGUGUGCCAAGGCAAAGCAUCAUUAAUAGCACCUUCUACAGCCAAUCGGGUGAGGGCGCUGGCUUGACUCCCAGAGAUGGGGCACUGAGGGAGAAAGAAUUCAUCAAGCAUCGUGAAAAGGCACGAAGGAGCUUAAUGAAAGCAGGAUAUUCCCAAAAGAUACUGAGUGGCUUGAGAGAGCCUCUGCUUGAACAGUUUGCAAUGGAGCAAAGAAUAAUUGCCCAGGACAAGGCUCAGGCCACACAAGAAGGACCGUCUGGUUCUCUGAAAAAAUCAGUUUCGUUUGAUGGCUCCAAAGGUUCCCCGAGGUCUUCUUUCAAGGCCUCCAGCAGAAGCCGCUCUCUGGACGACUGCAAAUCAAGACCACUUACUGUUUAUAAAGGAGUUCUCCUGGAGGAAGGAGGUCAAAAAGUUUCAGUAGGAGAUAAAAUUCUUCAUACAAAUACUCAGUGUCAUUCUGAAGAGACUGCAACACAAAGUGACUUUACUCAGGGCAUAACUGAUUCUAUACACAGUAGGGUCCAACCGGAAGUACCACAUGCAGCCAAAGAACAUCAAGCACCUCUCUUCAUCUCUUCUACACAAAGACCACUCUCUGCUACGACAGUUGAUAGUGAAAAUACAAUAAUUGCAGUUUUACAUCAACAACCAAUAUUCGACUCUGGUUCAGUAAAAGAGAGGCCACCUUCUCUUGCACUGGAGGUUGAGGAAAGCACAGUCAUAGCAUUUCUGCAACAAAAACCACUGCUGUUUGCAGAACCUUCCAAAACACAUGUUGAUACUGAGGGCAUAAAAGACUCAAUUCAACCCCAAGAAACUGGACUACCCAGUCAGUUUGAAGGACCAACUCCUCAUUUAGGAGGCAGUGUUACAUUUACAGUGAAGACCACCUCUGAUACAAAUUACUUUCUUGCUUCCCAACCACCAGUAGAAAAAUACCAAGUCGGUUCUGAGGUUGGCACCGAAACGAGUGUAAACCAAGAGAGCACAGUUUCUCCAGACUCCACAAUGGAGAGUACUCCAUAUGUUGUGCAGUUUACUGACUCUAAAUCCAGCACCGCGAUAAUACCUCAAGGUCUGCAGAAAGAUCCACCUCUUUUAAAAGCUACCAAAGAACGUGCAGUAGUAACAGUAACUGAAGCAACAGCGGUCACUGAAAAAGUAGAAGAAAAAUGUUCCAUCACUAACUUGGAUACAUUUUCUCCUGAAAACCUACAUUUAUCCACCCAACAUGGAGAUGUUAUUCUUAAACCAUCAAUAUCAGAGCACCAAGAACUUGGAUCUACUUCUGAAAGGCACUGUGAGAUCAUCAAGGAUGUUUCUAGGCAAAAUACAGAUGAAAACCGAGGUUCUUCCCUUUACAGCGAUGAACAAAGUGCUGCAUUAGAAGAUCUGGUUGGCGAAAUGACCUACUUGUCGGAACAGAUGAAUGUAUUGGCGGGCAACCAAGAGCAGAUAUCCAAUAUAAAAUCGACUGAAGGCAAGACUCAGGUGGAAAGAGGUCCCCUAGACCCUGGUCUUGCAAUGGAAACAGAAGUUCUGAUUGUACAGACCAGUGCAUCACCUCAAGCAUCCAAAGAACCCCAACUGACAUCAGUCUCACAGUGCAGUUUCUACGACUCCCUGUGUCCAGCCCAAGCCUCUCCUCUACUUCAUGAGGAGGAGUUUAGCAUCGAAAGUCGUAGCUCCAGCAAAACAUUUAUUUCCCAUUCAGACAGCUCUGAGACAGGGAGAAGAUCUGAUAAUUUCUCUGACUUUGAAGAAGCGGGCAGGCAUUCUGAAGUCUCCCUGCUGGAGAUUGAGGAACUGAAUUACAACAGUCCAUCCACCAGUUCAGUUGGGCCAUUUCAUUUUGAGCCCACACAGUCCCAUCUUUUGGAUUUUUAUGGUAUCAAAGAAUCCCCUCGGAACUCAGUCGAUCCGAGUCAAGAAAAACCUCUCUCUGAUAACGAGAAGUUAAAUCUGAACUCCCAGCCAUUACUGGGUGGAAAGCAUGACACGAAAAUUGAUGAAAGAACAAUGGAAAAAGUGUCGAAGAAAGAAGAAAUCAAGGAGAGGAAAAGUAGCUCAUCAAGGAAAAGGAUCAAGCUCUUUAGGCCUCAUUCAAAGACCGACUCUUCAGGAAAGUCUUCAGACCAAAGUCUAAAGCAAAAGGUGAAAGCCUCAGUGGCCAACAUUUCCCGUAUUAUCAAAGGGAAGCCCAGCAAUGGUCAGGAGAGAAAGGAAGGUAUCGAAGGACCAAAGGCCGAUUCUCUAGUGCAGGCAGCUACAGAAAGAAUAGCAGUACACAUGAAGAAAAAAUCAUUCAAACUUACCAGUCUGUCACCGAAAGACAAAGGUAAUUCAGUAGCUCCAGCUUUUGUCGAGGAACUCACGGACCAGACGGUUGUCGUUGGUCACUUAGUGACUUUGUCCUGUAGAACUUCUGAACCUGUGACUGAGGUUGAGUGGUUUAAAGACGGGGUACCCAUCCAGGGCAAUGAAAGAGUCCUCAUCUCUUCUACUCUGAAGAACUAUCAUCUUCUCACUAUCCUCGUCGUGAUGGCGCAAGACCUGGGGAUCUAUGCCUGUGUGGCAUCCAACUCUCUUGGCAGUGCCUCAACAUGCUGCAUUCUAAAGAGAGCUGAGAUACCAUGCUGUCCCACCAGCCCUGAAGUUGCCCAGGUAUAUAAAGAUGGAGCCCUAAUUGUCUGGAAGCCGGUGGAGUCUGCAAGCCCUGUCACCUACUUUGUACAAUACAGGAAGGAAGGUGAGGAAUGGAGACCCCUGACUCUCGACAUCUCCGACUGCUGCUACUCUACCCAUGUUCUCUCUGAAGGACAAGUCUACUCCUUUAGGAUCGCUUGUAUCAGCAAAGCUGGAAUGGGCCCUUACAGCAACCCGUCUGCUGGAGUCAGGAUUGGUAGGCCCAGCCAGACAUUCUCAAAAGAGAUGGGUAGCACAGAAGAGACAGUCGCAGCCGACAGAACAAGCACCCUACAGACUGGAGUAACGAGGGGGCGCUUCAGUAGUGUUAGACCCUGCAAGGAGAAGUCAAGUGGAAGACUGUUUGCUGCAAAAAUCAUACCAUACACAGACAAAAGCAAAGAGUCUACCCUGCAGGAGUAUCUGAUCCUGAAGCAACUUCAUCAUUCCAACAUUGUCCAGUUACACGGAGCAUUCCUGAGCCCCCAUGAUCUUGUCCUGAUCCUUGAACUGUGUGAGGGACUGGAGCUACUGCAGUUCCUCUCUCUUGGGCCGUCGUACUCAGAGCUGGAAGUGCGAGACUACCUGUGGCAGAUGCUAAGCGCAGUGGAGUUUCUCCAUGCCAAACAAAUCCUCCAUCUGGAUCUGAGAUCUGAAAACACAAUAGUAACUGAACACAAGCUGCUGAAAAUCCUGGAUUUUGGGAACGCGUGUGUCUAUUCUCCAGACAAGCUCAGCGCUCCACAGAGAUACAGGGAUUACGUGGAAACUAUGGCUCCAGAAGUUCUAGAAGGCCAGGGGGCGGUUCCACCCACUGAUAUUUGGGCCGUGGGCAUUACAGCUUUCAUCAUGCUGAGCUCUGACUAUCCAUUCAGCAGCGAUACAACGUCGGAAUUGGAGAAAGGCAUCAAGAAAGGGCUGAUCAGGUUCACGCGGUGUUACGCUGGCUUGUCCGGGGGAGCCGUGUCCUUUCUUCAGAGCACCUUGUGGGCGAAUCCGUGGGGAAGGCCCUCCGCCUCCGAUUGCCUGAAGUUUCUAUGGUUACAGGAAGCCGGACUGGCCACGUUUCAGCAGGCUCCAAUAUUUUUCCCCAGCUCCAAGCUUAAGAACUUCCUGAGAGAGAGAAGGAAAAGAACCCAGCAGUUGGCUACUCUGUGACGUUCCACUCGGGCUGCGCUGCCCCAGCAUGCCUUGCUCCUGGACUCAUUCGAAUAAGUAAUAAUAGAGUCGUUUGUGCUACUUAGAAGCCGACACCUUUGUCGGUUUUCCCAAUGGACAUACACCAUAUUUAGCUCAAUAUAAAUUUAUUGUUUGACAUUA